AAUUCAGCGAUACCGUUGGCAGUAUUGAACUCGUUGAUAAGGAUUACAAAUUGAAUGACCCAUCAGAAGUGGUCACUGUCUAUGGGUAUGGCGUGUUGAACAACACCGGACCAUCGAUAUUGAGGCGUUGCGAUGCGAACUAUAUGUCUGAUGUCGAACGAGCCAACACAUUUAAGCCAAGUCAGGUUUUGUACUUAACAACUGGUGAAGCUACGAAUGAUGGCAAAAUUAUUACACCUGGCGAUUCGGGUGGACCAGUCGUUUCAAAAACAAAUGGCAAAAUCGUGGGCAUAACUACGGGUUAUGGCACAACAAGUGGCCGCGGAUCGUUCCUUCCAAUUAAUCUAUUUCUUGAUUUUAUUCAUGACCCAAAGAUUUUGCCGAUGCUAACGAAACUUCCCAACUAG
Sitodiplosis mosellana (orange wheat blossom midge) is the source of this 407-nucleotide messenger RNA. RefSeq names its product serine protease 3-like. Gene Ontology annotation, molecular function: serine-type endopeptidase activity. The annotation marks the transcript as partial. Gene Ontology annotation, biological process: proteolysis. NCBI's taxonomy places the organism in Eukaryota, Metazoa, Arthropoda, Insecta, Diptera, Cecidomyiidae. The transcript has 2 exons. The record is from RefSeq and is a predicted model, not a curated record.